AUGCUUACCCCUCUCUUCUUUCUUCCGGCAGCUUAUGGUGUUGCUUCUUCCUACCUGUACACUUUGAUCAUUCUUAUGAUGAUCAGAAGAUGGAAUGAAUACAACACUGCGUUUUUCAAACUGUUUAUUAUAGAAUAUGUUUUUAACAUGGUAACAUUUGCCAAUUCAUUUGUUACUCUUCGCGCCCCUCAAAAUACUUGCAACAAUUGUACAUUUGCAUUUCUUUUUGAGAGAAAUUCUUCUACAGAAGAAGAUAAUUUUCCUCUUCAAGUAUUCUUUACCAUUCACUAUUGCAUGGCAUUCAUUCAGUAUUUCAUGACAUUUUUAUCUUCUCUCAACCGUUUGACGAUGGUAUUUUUUGUUGACAGUUAUGAGAAAAUAUGGCGCCCGAGUCUUCCUUUCCUUAUUAUGAUAGUUAUUAUAUUCCCUAUGAUUAUGACAUGGCCAAUUGCGACAAACAACGCAUACUUUAUCUAUUCUCCAACAUUGGGAGGAUUUGCAACAAAAACUGUAGCCAACUCAACAGAAGUGCUAAACUCGCUAGUCACAUUCAUGAUAGUUUUUACAUUAUUUACCGCAACUGCAAACAUUGUCUCAAUAAUUCGUCUGACUCUUCUUCCAACAAGGAUCAGUGGUGCAGAGAGAAAUCUGUUUACUGUCAGCUUUGUUUCGUUCAUUAUUCAGCUAUUAGCUCUCGGAGAUACGUUGAUUCUUCGCGCCGCACCAUCAGAAGGAAUGUCAGUCGGAGCCCAAACUGCAAAAGCAUUGAUGCCUUUUGUUAGUGACAUACUCACUUUCAAUCAUCCAUGGACUAUUAUGUAUUUUAGUACCAAGGUACGUACGUCAAUGGCAACAGACCAUUUUCCCAGUCUCAGGAGUAGAGCUGUCAUGGUAACAAGUUCCGUGUACUAACAUAUUUUUUAUUUACUGAUUUACUGACCAAUGUGAACAUACGCAUCUUUUUUAUUUGUGUUCUAGAAUAUCAAAUUUUGAAUAAACACUCACAUAAAACA
Molecule: messenger RNA, 1013 nt
Organism: Caenorhabditis elegans
Lineage: Eukaryota; Metazoa; Nematoda; Chromadorea; Rhabditida; Rhabditidae
Gene: srg-32
Product: Serpentine receptor class gamma
Exons: 6
Coding region: 1-912 (303 amino acids)
Biological process (GO): sensory perception of chemical stimulus
Cellular component (GO): membrane
Molecular function (GO): transmembrane signaling receptor activity
Source: RefSeq, marked reviewed